This is a messenger RNA of Osmia lignaria (orchard mason bee), 3687 nucleotides long. RefSeq lists its product as uncharacterized. NCBI's taxonomy places the organism in Eukaryota, Metazoa, Arthropoda, Insecta, Hymenoptera, Megachilidae. The record is from RefSeq and is a predicted model, not a curated record.
UAAACAAAACAUUUUAUUAAUAUUGAUUCUGUAGAGCAUUUCGAAUGGUGCCCUACUAAUUAUGGCGCGAAAUUCGAAUUUUUAAAUCAACAACUCUUAUUAAACAUACAUUAUACUUAUGUCUAAAAACUUUUAAGUCAAUCUAACCAACUUUAAAAAUAAAUUUCACCAAAUAGCAAUGAUCCUUGAAAUAAAAUCGUGCAAAUCCACGUGAUCGGAAAUUGUAACCAACGUGAGGCAGCAUGUAACCACUUGGUUGGAUAUCACACGCAAAGCCAAACGUGGAGAACUCGUUCUUUCGUUUUAAUUUCGUUAAGUGCUCUCGUACCACGUAACCAACCAUGGUCACGUGUAGUCUGGUUUAACCGGAAAUUCGGUCACGUUUAAUUUGCGUACCGUUGCCCCCUACGAUUAAUGUUAAAAAUUAAUUUUUAUAUUAUUCUUAUUAUUAUUUUCUUGAUUUCGCACACUCCUGGUAAUCGUCGCCUUCCUAUCUCUUAUCGGACGAUUUUAACAUGUGAUCCCGAAAUGAUUCGCUUCUAAAAAGGUUUCACUUUAAAGAAUCGGUUAUGCAAUUAUAUACGAACUUUUAUCGCUUCACGGUAAUUUUUUUCUCAUUGUAAAACUAUUCUUACAAGUCGCCUUCCUGGAAGUUACUUUUAAACGGAACAAAAAACGUAUCGCAUGCUCGUGAACAUGUUUCUUCAUCCGCCUUAUCAGACAGCGAAAUUCUUAUCAGUAUUUUAACACACGAAGAUUACCGUGUUUUUAGAAUGUAAUUCCUUUCAUUCACGUUGCUGGGAGGUCAGGUGUGUGUCCGUUGUGUCAACAAUGGAUGAUUUUGAAUUGUAAAAAGUUUGAUGAGAAUUCUUAACAGAAAAGUAUCAUCAAAUAGUACUUAGGGUAUAUCAGAUUAAAGCUUAAAGUUCAAUUUAAAAAAAAUUACAUAAACGUGCCGUCGGUAUUUUUAAUAAUAAAAUAAAUGUAUCCGUGUGUUCCCUCUUCAAAGGAGCUUUAAGCCCUCACCGCGAUCAAAGUGUGCAUUAUGCAUCAGUGCUUUUUUUUCCACAUUCGUGUUCCCCCAUCGGAAAGCAAAAGUAAGGAUCAAAGAGGAUGAGAGAAACUGCGUGCAAAAAUAGUUACGGUGAUAGAACAGCGAUUUCUUCUCAAAAUGGCUCCGACUGUCUGCUUGUCGGAGCUCCCAGCAAUAAGAAAACCAAUAAUUCCCCGUCGAAGGCAAAGAGUCCACAAUGGAGCCAUAGUGAAGCAGCAAAAGCUAGAAUUAAGAAGAUUAGAAGCGAACGCCUCUCUAACCCCACCGGAAAGCCCUCUCUGGGAACCGGAAUGUCCAGGUGAAUCCUGUGCAAGUAUAGUCAGUUCCUCUUCCCCAAGCGUUUCCGCCAGAGUCCCAAGAGACAUAGAGAAACACUGGAAAAUAUUCCUAGCUCGACGAAAAGGUCUUCUUGACAUCGUCGUUCGCACAAUGGCCCUCGUCAGAAGAAAUAAUAUUCUUCAGGAAAGAGUAAAUGCUCUCAGAGCUGAAACUAGAGAUUUCAUUCAUUCGGUAUUGAACAAUCCAGAGAAUAAGUGUAUUCAACAAAGACUAGACUGCAAGGAAACGGAUGUAACUUCCUCUACAGAGAACGUCGUCUCCAGAUCACCGUCCCUUCCUCCUACACCAGACUCAACAAAUGAUGAUGUCUCAUCGAGCAGUGAUCAUGAUACUGAAGAAUCUUGCGACGACGAAGCGUAAAUGUUAGGUGUAGAAAGAGAAGGUAAUUUAGAAGAAGAUUGAGAACGGAUAUGGUCACUUCUUGAUUGUGCGAAAGCUUGAAAAAAAAAAGAUGAGAUAGGAUCAAGACUGGGUUUUUAUUGAUUUACGUGAAUAUUGUCGAAAUUAAGGCUGAUAUUGUGUAAAAAGUAUUUUCAGAGGGGUUUUUGUUUUCUGUGUUAUGGAACAGUAGUUAAUUAACACGUUGACUAUUAUUAAAAGAUAGAAGGAGAGUUCUAAAUACCACUGAGAUUAAAUAAGAUUAAAUCAUUAAUUAAAUAAUUAUUUUUUAAUAUUCUUAAGCUCUUCACCUUAUCCAUCUAUCUAUAGAUACUAGAAACUUUUGCUAUGUAAAUCAACGUGUUAAUAAAUAAUAGUUGACUUUAGAUUAGUAAAUGCUUUGUUAAUUUUGUGCGUUUUGUACUACUUUUGUAAAAUUAACAUCGUAAUUAAUUAUUAUUGCUCUAGAGGCUGAUAAGUUUUCUUGUAACACGUAUACGAUUUCAUUUAAGAAAAUAAUUGAAUAUUCUCUGAAUGUUAAAAAUGUAAAGGUGGAAAAGUUGCAUUUUUCUUGUGAAAACAUUUAUUCUAUUAUUAAAGAUUUCGAUAAUAUUUACGUAUGUUAAAUAAAAUAGUUCAUAGGAUAAUUUAAAUGAUUGUGCGUAUCUAUAAAUGAGAAACAUUAAUAACUAAAUUUGAAGCAAUCUAGUUUCAGUAUUAGUUAGCUACUUUUGAUGUUCAUGCAUUGUUCUUCGAACAAAAUUUUAUUCUUUUCCUAGAAACAACUAAUUACUAAUAACAUUUAUUUUACAGAAUGUAAUAUACGAAUGAAAUUUGAAAAUAUUAAGCGGUUCGUGAAUCAAGAAGAGAUUGUAUAGAUUUGUAGGUAAUGUAUAUUAAAACGACUAAAUUCUUAAAGAAUUUCAAGUUUUAAGCUUCUUUUUCACACAUCAGUAGAUUGUAAGCUGUGCACCAUUUCAAUUUUAUGAAAUAAUUGUAGGGAAACUUACAUUAUUCAUAGAAACUAGCCAUUUCCAUUUUUGAAAUCUUUCUUUUAUGUUAGGUGUACAAAUCAAUUCGGUUUAUUCGUUUGUUUCUUAAUUUUUAAAAGUCGCUUCACUUUGCAAAUCUACAGAAGCGCGUGAAAAUUUAAAAUAAUGCUAAAGACACUGAAUUAAUUUGUACAUCUAUAUAGUAGUAUAUAUGUAGUUGCAUAUAUAUAUUUUAAUGAUUGAAAAAGAAUCUUAGCCUUAGGAUUUACAAUACAAACUUACAUAAUUAAAUACCUUAUGUAUCAAUGAAAUAACUAUCUAAAGGACUGUAAAAAUAUCAUGAUAUCAGUUCAGCAUAACUUGUAACAUAGAAUAAUUAAUUAAUAUUUUUUGUGAACCAUUGAAGACAAAGGAAAAUUAGAAUUUAAAAAAAAACGCCCUGCAAAAUUGGUGGCUGUGAAAUUUGUAUUUUGCACGUGUACUUUGCCUCUUUCGCUCUGAUUAAAUUAUAUAUUUUUUCAAUUAAUGAAAUUAACACUUUAACGAUCACGGUUGCAUAUAAUUUUGAGAAAGAGGUUAUUUUUUCUUUGUUUAUCGAUCGUGGGUGAUAUAUGUACAUUUGUAUUAGAAAUGUAUUAAAAAUUAAUUCGGUGCCGUUUCAUGGUAACUCCAAUUACUGAAAUCAUAUUCUGGCACUACUUUUCAAAUCCACCGAAACGCGAGAAAAUUUAAAAUAUAGAUGCUAAAGACACCGAAUUAAUUUGUAUAUACACCUAAUAUAUUUUGCCAUAAAUACUUGUUACAAUUUCACCUAAAAGCAAUGUUAAAUUCCGCGUUUGUAAAGCUAACUUUGUGAUCGUGUGAUAAUCAUAGUAUUUCUCACAUGUAUGUGAUAAUAAAUCGUCUUUGACGCAAUUUUUUUUU